AUGGAAAACGAACAAUUCUAUCGAGGUCGAUUUGAUGAUGUAGGAGAUCGUAAAUUAAAUUCAGUACGUAUAUUUGUUAGUUCAACAUUUUCUGAUACAACUGAUGAACGCAAUGGACUUAUUGAACGUGUAUAUCCUCGAUUACGCAAGUAUUGUCGCACUAAAUACAAUAUUCAAUUUCAUUAUUCAGAUAUGCGUUGGGGUAUUCCAUCAACAGCAUUAAGUUCUCAUUCAACUGUUGAUAUGUGUCUUCAAGAACUUGAUAGUUGUUGUCGAUUAUCAAUGGCAACUAAUUGUGUAAUUCUCUUAAGUCAUCGAUAUGGUAGUCGUCUUGUUCCAACAUGUAUAUCCUUGCGUAUAUUUCAAUUAUUCGAAGAUUGUCUAUCAGUAGAUAUUGAAGAAAAAAAAAUUCUAUUAGAAAUGUAUCAAUUAGAUGAAAAUUAUCUUGAAAAAAAAUAUUUUCUUCAACCAAUAGAUGAUAAUCAACAAUGGACAUUAUUAGAAAAUAAAUUACAAUUAAUUUUACGAAAAGCAGCUAAUAUUUGUUAUAAACAAGGAAAAAUAACUAAAGAUGAACGAAAUGAAUUUUUUAUAUCAGUUACAGCAAAAGAAAUUUAUCGUGCAUUAAAAAAUAAUAUAAAUAAAUCUCGACGAAUAAUUUGUUUUUUUCGAGAAAUAAUUGAUAUAGAAGAACUUGAUUCAAAAUAUCGUGAAAUAGAAAAUGCAGAUGAAACAAAAAAAUUAUUAGAAAAAAUUAAAAAUUUACUUCAUCAAUCAAUUGAUUCAUCAGAUAUUUAUACAUAUCGAAUUCGAUGGAAUGAUGAAAACAAUCGAAUAAAAUAUUUUUCGCAAGUUUUCGAAGAUUUUUAUCAUGCAAUUAAAUCACAAAUUGAUUUUCAUUUGAUAAAAUAUGAAAAACAACAAAAGAAUUUUUUAUAUAAUCAAAUAUUAGAACAUGCUAUUCAAUGUAAUUUAUUAACACAACGAUAUUUUCCUCGACAAGAUAUUCUUGAACAAAUUAAAAAUUACAUAAUGUCAACAAGCAAUUGUCCUUGCAUUUUACUUGGAGAAUCAGGAACUGGAAAAUCAUCAAUUAUGGCUAAACUUGUUAGCGAAAUUCCAACUUACUAUACACAAACGAAUUCUUUAUCUGUUAUAAUACGUUUUUUGGGUGUAACUCCAUCUUCAAGUGAUAUUCGUCGUCCAUUAAUAUCAAUUAUUGAACAGAUUUCUACUAUUUAUCAUUUGAAUAAACCAACAAAUUUUGAUAAUGUAAAAGAAAAUCUUGAAAAUAUUUUAAUGUAUAUUCCAAAAAAUGAACAUCUUAUUCUUCUUUUUGAUGCAAUUGAUCAACUUCAAUUAACUGAUUUAGAAAAUUUAUCAAUAUGGUUACCAACAAAAUUUUCAUCGGCUAAUAUUAAAUGUAUAAUUUCAACUAUUUCAGAAAUAGAAAUUGAAAGAAAAUCAAUUGAUAUACGUCAACAAUUAAGAACUAUUUAUAAAAAUGAAAUAAUAGAAAUUGAAAUAAAUAACUUAAAUGAAAAUCUUGCUGAACAAGUUUUAAAUUAUUGGCUUGAACAAGAUCGACGUUGUUUAACAUCUAUACAACAUGAAUGGCUGAAAAAAAAAUUUCGUAUACAACAUUAUCUAACACCACUUUUUCUUUCACUUCUAUAUGAUCAAACAUUAACAUGGCAUUCAUUUAAUCAAAUGCCUGAUCAAGUAUUUUUAGCUAUAAGAAAUACACGUGAUGCUAUUGAAUAUUUAUAUAAUCAAUUAGGACUGAAACAUGGCGAAAUUUUAUUUCGACGUUCAAUGCAAUAUCUUCAAUUAUCAGGUGGAUUAAGUGAACUCGAAAUAGAAGAUAUUCUUUCAUUGGAUGAUGAAGUUUUACAAUCAGUUUUUGUUCAUUAUUUACCACCAUUUAAAUUAUUUCGAUUACCAUCUACUUUAUGGAUUCGUAUUAGAAAUGAUAUGCAUAAAUAUUUAAUUGAAAAAGAUAUCGACAAUAUUCCUUGUAUUUAUUUUUAUCAUCGUAGUUUUCAAUAUUAUCAAUCAAUGAAUAUCAAACAAAUAAUGUUCGAUAAGCAAGAAGAGAAAAUCAUGGAAAAAAUUCGUCUAGAAUAUUUUGCUAAUCAAUAUAAAACAAUAUUUGAUAUGAGUUAUUCACCGAAAUUAGUAAAUAAAUAUAAAUUAUCAACAAUGAUAAUAUCUGUCAAUCGUUGUUUAACUGAACAAAAACCUUUAAAACAAAAGAAAUUAAAUCAAUAUAAUCUUCGUCGUUUACAUCAAUUAUAUAUCAAUAUAAAUCGUUAUGAUUUUGCUCAUCAAUGGACUAUAUUUAAUUAUGAUUUUUUAACAGCAUAUCUUCUUUGUGAUGAAUAUAAAAUGUCUGAUUUACUAUAUGAAUUUUCAAUUGGAGCUCAUGAUCCAAAUGGUGAAUUACGAUAUCUGUUAAAACAAUUUGAAACAUCAUCAUUAAUACUUGAUCAAUAUUCAAAUAAUUUAUCAUUUGAAUUAAUUUAUCGUUUAUUUCCAUUUCUAAAUCAAUUACCUAUAUUAACAUAUAAUUUACUUGAACAAUGUAUAAAUCAUUGUCCACUUCAAUUAAUAACAAAUGAAGAACGACAACAAUGUUUAGCAAAAUGUUCAUUAUCAAAUAUUAUUUCUUUAAAAAUUGCUACAAGUUAUUUAUUUAUUUUAACUAUUAAUAAAUUAUAUGUAUUUUGUUAUAAUUAUUAUGGUCUAUUGAGAACAAAUUAUUUUGAUAUAUUAAAUAAAAAAACUGAAAUCAAUGAAAAAUUAAUUUCAUUUUUAUGUAAAUAUCCAUAUGUAUGUUGUCUUACAUCAAAUUCAUCAAUGAUAAUAGUGAAUUGUCAAACAAAAGAAAUAUCUAUGGAAAUUUCAUGUAAAAAAUUAAUUUCAUUUAUUAAUAAUGAAAUAAUUCUUAUUAUUUCAUCAUUAAAUAAUUCAUUAGAAUUAUGGAAUUGUUUAAAUAAUAUUCUCAUAUCAAAAUAUAAUUUUCAUGAUAAUAUUAUUGAAGAUUGUACUUUUCAAAAUUUAAUUAUUAAAGUAACUUUAAAAGAAAAUUCAAUAAUUUCAUAUUUUAUAUUAGAUAAAGAUUUUCAAUUUAAUUCAAUUCGAAUUACUAAUGAAAAUAUUAAUAAUUAUAAUCAUCAUAUACUUAUUGAUAUUCAUAAUGAAUUUUAUUAUUCAUUUAAUUGUUCACAAACUUCAUUAAUUAUUUAUGAUAAAGAUAAUAAUAAUAAUUCAAAAAAAAUUAUUAAUAAUAUUGAUUUUAUUUCUUCACCUAUAUCUGUUAUUUAUCUUUCACAAAGUAAAUCAAUUGCAUGGUUAACAUCAACAUCUCUUAUGAUAUUUCAUCCAUUAUAUGAAGAAAAUAUUUUUAAACCAUUUCAAAUUCAAUCAUCAAUUGAAUAUGAUGUAGUACAUGAUUAUUAUUCGGCAUUAGAAUUUGAAAAUCAAACUAAUUUUUUAGCUUGUAUUAAUAAAAUAAAGAAUAUUCUUGAUAUUUAUGAAUGGCGUUAUGACAAAGAACAACAAAAUCAUAUUUAUCGACAAUUAACUCAUCUUCAACUUGAUAUAUCUAUCGAUCAAUGUGUAUUUAUAGCAAAUUGGUUCGAUGGUAUUACUAUCUAUUGUUCAGAUAGUAAUAAUAUUUAUAAAUAUAAUGCAACAAUGUUAACUUAUUUGGAUUCAUCAAAAUCUUUCGUUCCAUCUCAACCAAUUGGUCAAAUACUAAGUAUACAUUCAGAUCAAUUCUUAACAAUUAAAGAUGAUGAUAAUUCAUUAAAAAUCUAUACACUAAAUGAUAAUAAUAUUCUUGAUUUAAAACUUUCAAUUCAUUCAAUAAUUGAUUAUUAUUUUACAAAAACAUCAUCUCAUAUUUUAUUUGUUGAUGAAAAAAAUAUUUUAUCAAUAUAUUGUUUAAAUUCAUCAAAAUUAUUAUGGACAACAAAUACAUUUGAACAUAAAAAACUUCAAAUUCAUUCAUUUCAAUCAUCAUUUAUUCUUAUUUGUUUACAAACAAAACAAAUUUUUCAAAUAGAUAUUAAUUCAUUGAAUUUAAAAAAUCUUAUUCAAUUACCUAUUGAUUGUUAUUUAAGUAUAAUUACAUCUAAUAAUCGUUUGUAUAUUAUUUCAAAUGAUUCAAAAACUUUGAUCGAAUU
This is a messenger RNA of Rotaria sordida, 4190 nucleotides long. The record is from the annotation of a GenBank genome assembly. NCBI's taxonomy places the organism in Eukaryota, Metazoa, Rotifera, Eurotatoria, Philodinida, Philodinidae.